Messenger RNA from Komagataella phaffii GS115, 1191 nucleotides. RefSeq names its product DNA damage-inducible v-SNARE binding protein, contains a ubiquitin-associated (UBA) domain. The record is from RefSeq and is a predicted model, not a curated record. The transcript has a single exon. NCBI's taxonomy places the organism in Eukaryota, Fungi, Ascomycota, Pichiomycetes, Pichiales, Pichiaceae. Gene Ontology annotation, biological process: proteolysis. The coding region runs from base 1 to 1191 and encodes 396 amino acids. Gene Ontology annotation, molecular function: aspartic-type endopeptidase activity; protein binding.
AUGAAAUUGACCAUAACAUUAGCCCAUAACGAUCAAAUCUUGGACAUUGAUGUGUCCAGUGAAAUGCUACUAUCUGACCUCAAAGUCCUGUUGGAGUUGGAAACUUCCGUACUUAAAAACGACCAACAAUUAUUUUACAAUAACAACCUGCUCACUGGAGAUGACUCGCCACUGGAAGAUUUAGGACUCAAAGAUAAUGAACUCAUAAUUCUGAGCAAAGUCGAAGCACAUAGUGAUGUCAAUUCACACUUGAACUCUGUUAGAGAACAGUUGAUACAAAACCCGCUAUACCAGGCCAGUUUACCUCCAAGUCUUAGAGAUAAGCUCGACGACCCUCAAGGCUUCAAAGAAGAAGUGGAAAAACUAAUCCAAUUGGGGCAGUUUGGACAAUACGGGCCUUCCCGUACUUCCGUCCAACAGGAAUUAGACAGACUACAAAGAGAUCCUGACAAUCCACAAAAUCAGAAACGAAUUAUGGAGCUCAUUAACGAACAAGCUAUAGAGGAAAAUAUGAAUACUGCUUUUGAAAUCUCACCUGAAUCUUUCGUUUCCGUGAAUAUGCUCUAUAUAAAUGUGGAAAUUAAUGGUGUCCAUUGUAAAGCAUUCGUCGAUAGUGGAGCCCAAACGACCAUAAUGUCCCCUAAACUCGCAGAGAAAUGCAACCUUGCGAAUCUAAUUGAUAAAAGGUUCCGAGGAGUCGCACAGGGUGUAGGAAGUUCUGAAAUCAUUGGUCGUAUCCAUUCUGCUCCCAUAAAAAUCGAAGAUAUUAUUGUUCCCUGCUCAUUCACUGUUUUGGAUACCAAGGUUGACCUUCUAUUCGGACUUGAUAUGUUGAGAAGACAUCAGUGUGUGAUUGACCUUAAGAACAACUGUUUACAAAUUGCAGACAGAAAGACAGAAUUUUUAGGAGAAGCAGACAUCCCAAAGGAAUUCUUUAACCAACCAAUGGAAGCUCCAUCCACAGCUCCUGUCCCAAAACCUGUACAACCUCCUCAACAACUCGGUCAGCGGCCGGCUGGAAGCCCUCCCUCCACAAUUCAAAGACCAGCAGUACAACCGCCACCUGUGGAUAUACCUCCAGAAAAAAUCCAGCAGUUGAUCAACCUUGGAUUCGGAGAAGAGGAGUCGAAAGAAGCACUUAUUAGAUCUAGAGGAAAUGUGGAAGUUGCAGCGGCUUUGUUAUUCAACUAG